AUGCCUCCCCUAGUCGACGCCGUCGGGAAGGCUUCGCAAAACCGUCCAACUGGCGCUUCUUCGGUGAUUGGCGGAACCGCGAGUGAGGCCGCAACGUCCCCGCCGUCCCCGCCGCGUUUCGCGGAUCUUUACGGCUCCCCUCAAGUCUUCUCCGAGUCGCCGUCCAUGUCGGACUUCCCCCUAGACUGGCCCGCGUCAAACCUUCCCCGCGGCCCCCGCAAGUCGGAAUUCCCGCAAACCCCGCCCGCAAUAGUAUCAUGCUCAGAAUCGGCGCGGUUAAGUCGAGGCGGACUGCGCCGACACCGCCGCGUCGCGUCGUCACCGCAAACGGGACAGUCAGAGCUCGAAGGAAGUCUCGACGGCAACGCGGAGCGAGAAGGAACGCAGCGCAUCGUAACGCGCAAGAUCGACUCGAUCGAAGUGCCGUCGGACGGUCGAAGUGCCGCCGUGCGGUCCCGCCACAACCGCCGUUCCUCCGUCGGCGGCGCCUGCAGCGGAAGCACCGAGACGGGCAGCAGCGGGGGAAACGGCGGGCAUUGCAGCGACUUGUACGGCAGACAAGAGCUGGUACGCCUGGUCCCGGCGGGCCAAAUCACAGCCGUCUCGGCGUUUUCGCCCAAGUCUCCCUCGAUUGUGUCACUCUCGAGAAAGUCACUGCUGCCCAAGUCACCUUCGUCUCAGUCCUUGCCUCGGCCCGGCGGGGGAUCGCCGCCGCGUCGAACUUCCUAUUCGAGCGACGCCAUCCCGCUACAACGAGGCGGCUGUAGCGCCGAGAUGCCUCUACAGCUGCCGGACGGAGUAUCGCGCGGGUCGUCGACCGCGGCGAACAGCCGCAUCGACUCCCAGCGGAGCCCCUUCAGCGUGGCUGGAUUCCGCUCGCCGCGCGAUGAUGACGCGACUGCGUGUGCGGCGGAGAUCUCUCCCUCUCCGCGCGCUUUUCCAGCGGAGUUACCUCUCUCUCCUUCUCCGCGCGCUACCACUCCCCGCGAGGGGGCUGCACGCGCUCCUCCGCGAUGCCCGGCGGUCGGUAGACUCGCGGCAGCUCGAGCGUGGAAUAAGAUGAUGGCGGCGCCUCCGUUGACCACGGAGCAGUCACCGUCGCCGGCGGAGCUUCUAUCGCCUUCUCCGCGCGGCGUUUCUACUGCUGCUACUACCAGCGGUAGAACUAAAGGCACUUUCCUUCCACUGUAUCCUGAAAUUGAGGCGCCUCGACGCUCGUCGGCGGAGCUGUCUCCACAUGGCGCUACUACUACCACUCCGCCUCAGCGAUCCCCGCUUUCUCGCUCCCGACAUCCCCGCUCCCCGCUAGCACUCGCUUCCCCCCCAUCCGCGCGCGCCUUCCCCCAUGGAAGCUUCGAGCAGCUCUCGGGGUUCUUUUCCAAUGUGCUCUCCCUUUCCCGAGGCAGCAGCGGGGAUGACUCCACCAACAGCGGAUGCAGCAGCCCCUGCCCGAGCAAUCCGGGCAGCUUGCUGGAAAAAAUAUCUGCGGAGGGAAAAAGUGCCAAGCCCACGGAUUUCGUGCUCAGGAUGCCCUACGAGGAUAUCAAGGCUCGAUAUUCGCUCGGGAAGAAGGAGAUUGGGGAGGGCAGGUUCGGUUCCAUCCGAACCUGCUUAGAGCGGAGCUCCGGCAACUUCUAUGCUUGCAAGACGAUUUCCAAGAAGAUUAUUGAGACCCACGAGGAAGCAGAGGACGUACGGCGUGAGGUGCUGUUUCUUGCAACACUGAAAGGCCACCCCUACAUCGUCACACUCAAGGAGGCGCUAGAGGACAAAACGGCCAUCCACCUCAUCAUGGAGCUCUGUCCGGGCGGCGACCUCUUCGAGCAAAUCAAAUCCCGCGCCCAACUCUCUGAACCCGAAGCGGCUUCCAUCGUUCGGCAGCUUCUAGAAGCCCUGAUCCACUCCCACUCCUUGGGAAUACUCCACCGCGACGUGAAGCCCGAAAACAUCAUCCUUUGUAGCCCCACCAGCUGCUCCUCUAUAAAGCUCAUCGACUUCGGAGUGGCUACACUGCUGCCGGAGGGUGCACUCUGCAACGAGGCGGCUGGAACUCCGGAAUACAUGGCACCUGAAGUGUAUGAUGAGAAAUACGGGUUUGGCGCCGAUGUAUGGGGUGCUGGAGUUUCGCUCUAUGUGAUGCUUUCGGGCAUCCCGCCCUUUUGGGAGUCGACCAAUCGGAGUUUGGAGCAGGCGAUAAGGAGCAAGAAGGUUUCUUUCAAGCACUGGAAGUGGGUGGACGUGUCGGCUGAAGCGAAGGAGCUUAUAACGAGGAUGCUGGAGAAAGACCCGAGCAAGCGCAUCACUGCCCAGGAGGCUCUAGAGAUCCGGCAUUGGGUUGAUCUGGAUGUGCAUCUCACCAUCGCCCGUUCCCAUCUGCCAUUCUUUGAGUCGACUCAAAAAUCAUCUGGAUGUGCAUCUCACCAUCGCCCGUUCCCAUCUGCCAUUCUUUCCCUAUCUCCCCCCUCCGCAGAGCAUCCUUGGAUCACCAAGCUUGCUCCAGCUGCAGCAUGA
Molecule: messenger RNA, 2511 nt
Organism: Closterium sp. Naga37s-1
Lineage: Eukaryota; Viridiplantae; Streptophyta; Zygnematophyceae; Desmidiales; Closteriaceae
Source: the annotation of a GenBank genome assembly